AUGGUUCUCGCCUGGCUGGCUAUCUCGCUCUGCCUUGCGCUGCUCCUUCGCGAAGAUGUUGCGACCUGCCUGCCCUGGCUUGUGAACUUCAGUGAUGAAGAUGUUCUUGCUCACAUCGAAGUCCUGACGACGCCCUUUCCAGCUGGACUUGCUGAGUACAUGGCCUUGCGAGCCAGUCUGACGGACUCCCGGCGGGGCGGUGUGCCAUGGGAGCAUCUGCUUCUUUCCAGCAGCUGCUUGUCCGCAGUGGCUUUUGCUCGUCUUCGUGCACAACCAGGAAGCUUCCGUGCCUCGCCCUGGGCUCUUCUCCAGCGUGUGGAGCGUUGUUUCGGACCUGAGAGUGCGCUGCACCCGGUGGCGCUGGCGGCUGCGCAGGCGCACUGGCUGAUGGGCCCUGAAGAGAGGCUCAUCCAGAAGCUGAAGGCCACCACUAAGCGCUUGAUGAAAGAGUUGGAUGCUGUUUCGCCCGAGGACGCCUUCCGUUUAGCCGUGCAUGCUCACAACAGCACCAUACAGAAAGGCCCGGGCGCGCCCCCCGCGGCGGAGGCCACGCCCGAGGUGGCUCCAGCAGUGGAGGCCGCUGACAGCGCAGCCGCUCCGGCUGCUGGCGGAGGCAAAGGCAAAGCCAAGGGACCUCCGGCCAAGGGGAAGAAGGGCCCGGGCCCGCCACCCGCUGCUGCGGUGGAGGCUGCGCCCGAAGCUCCCACCGAGGUCCCUGCUGAGCCGGCGCCUGCUCCUGCAGGCAAAGGCAAAGCCAAGGGCCCUCCGGCCAAGGGGAAGACGCUUGCCUCCCGAUUAUUGAAGGGCCCGGGCCCGCCACCCGCUGCUGCGGUGGAGGCUGCGCCCGAAGCUCCCACCGAGGUCCCUGCUGAGCCGGCGCCUGCUCCUGCAGGCAAAGGCAAAGCCAAGGGCCCUCCGGCCAAGGGGAAGACGCUUGCCUCCCGAUUAUUGAAGGGCCCGGGCCCGCCACCCGCUGCUGCGGUGGAGGCUGCGCCCGAAGCUCCCACCGAGGCCGCCGCGCCGGAGGCCGCCGCGCCAGAGGCCGCCGCGCCGGAGGCCGCUGCGCCAUUGGCGGCCGCACCAGAGGCCGCCGCGGCCGCGGAGGUCCCUGCUGAGCCGGCGCCUGCUCCUGCAGGCAAAGGUAAAGCCAAGGGCCCUCCGGCCAAGGGGAAGACGCUUGCCUCCCGAUUACUGAAGGGCCCGGGCCCGCCACCCGCUGCUGCGGUGGAGGCUGCGCCCGAAGCUCCCACCGAGGUCCCUGCUGAGCCGGCGCCUGCUCCUGCAGGUUUCCCUCCCAUUCGCAUCGCGCCCUCAACCUAUGUUGGCAAAGGCAAAGCCAAGGGCCCUCCGGCCAAGGGGAAGACGCCUGCCUGCAAAGGCAAAGCCAAGGGCCCGGCGCCCAAAGGCAAGAAGGGCCCAGGCCAGCCUCCACCCGCUGCGGCAAGCGCCGAAGACGAUGAAGCAUGCACGACCUCCGACGAAGGGUCAGCUGGCGGAGCUGGUCCUGCAGCUAUCGCCACGGCCAAGGAGCCAGCGGGCCCCGCUGCGUCGCAGAAGAAUGCGGACGCGCCGCUGCCAGAUGACGAUGACCUAGACCUAGACGUGGCUGCUGAGACGUCACCUGCCUCUCCAAGUCGCGGAGAGGAAGCGGAGGCGGCGAGUGCCGUGCAGCCUGUGGCGCAGGCCGCCAAGGGGCCACCGCCUGCUGGCAAAGGAAAGGCCAAGGGCCCCGGCAAGCUUGGCAAGGGCCCACCCCUGCCGCCAGCGCAAGCAUAG
This is a messenger RNA of Symbiodinium natans, 1776 nucleotides long. Lineage: Eukaryota; Dinophyceae; Suessiales; Symbiodiniaceae. The record is from the annotation of a GenBank genome assembly.